CGGACCACGUUUCUACAAUACAACCGACUGCGCAUAUGUUAACACAACGUCAAAAUCCAAAAACCGUUUUUCUCUCAUUAUUUUUUCUUCCCAAAUUUUUCUCUGCCAAAUUGCCACCUCUUCUCUUCUCUCCUCUGAGAGGAGAGAAAAGAAGAAGAAAGAAAAAGAAAAGAAAUAAGCACCAAAAAAGAAAAGCAUAUAUAUAUUUUUCUUUUUUUAGAUAAAAGAAAAAAAUCGAUCUCCUUACUCUCUCUCCUCCUAGGGUUUCCAUUUCCGCCAUUGCAGCUCUUGCUUUACCUUUACCUACCUUUGUUUCACUCACAUUGCAUCGGGAUCGUCGCAUUGUUUUGAGAGCUAAAUCGAAUUCUAAAUUUCUCCGCUUUUUUAGGGUUUUCUCGAGAUUCUUUUUUUUUUCUUGUAUAGAUCGAGCUGGCAUGGUUUAUUGCAGUGUAUAGAUUUGGAGCUAACUUUUUGUCCCAAUGGUAUGCUCACUUGGAAGUGGUAGAAUGGCCGUUAUGGCUACGCUUCUUGGAGCAGGAAGCAUCUCACCGAAUACAGCGGAGGAUGUUGGCAAUCAAAAGUUAGCUAUUCAAUACAUUUACAGAGAAUUACGUGGGGCAGAUGAGGCAAAUCUACUGGAUGAAGAAGAUAUGGAUGUCUUUGGUUUGAAGCCCAUGACUGAUCCUUUGAAUUUGGUAUGUUGUAAUGCUUGUAAGAAGCCAGUCAAGGCCAGUCAAUAUGCAGCUCAUGCAGAACUCUGUCGGUCAUUAAAAGCCACAGAAGAAACUACUUUGGAGCUUGAUGGUAGUACAGGCCAUAGGAAACCUCCAAGGAAGGAAAGGAAGAAGUCACUAGCUGCUUAUGCUAACCAACCUACACCAGUUGGGGAGCAGGAAAAAUCCGAAAUUAUUGAUGCUGGUGAUACUAUGGGUCCAGAUUUCCACAUAGAUGGGCAAAUUGGAAUGACUUCUUUUGUAACCAUGGAUUCAAAAAGAAAUUCUACUUGUGUAGAUACUGCUUAUGUGAUGGAUGGCUCAGGAGUUAGUCCCCAGAAUACAGACCACUCGACCUCUGUAAUGCCACCUUCAACAAAACGCUUUAAAUUGAUAUCCGGUGAGCGUCUUCCCCUGCCAGAUGAUCCAAAAACAGCUUCUGGUGUGACAAAAAUUCUAGAUACUCAGGACUUAUAUAUCUCUAGGGACUCUCCAAGAGGAACAGUUUCUGGAAGUGAAACACCUAAUGAUAGGCAAGCCCAUGAGCACCGUCUGCUGACAAAAGAUCUUCCAGUUCCUCUUAGUACCAAAAUGUAUUACUCUCAAAGAAACAGUCGUCUUCGCUUAGCGCUUAGUCAUCAGUAUUUUGUCACAUCAACCAAAGAACUUUGCAGUGACAUGGUUAGUCAACAAGCAUCACAGCAAAGCACAAUGCUGUUACAGGCUUCAUCUCAGGGGGUCUGUCCUCUCGAGCAGGUGGAUAAUCUGAUUGUCCAGAAGCAAGAGUCUUCUCUGCAGAAACGUGAUCAAGUUCUUGCUCAAACUUCAGAAGUAUGCCCGAGUAAGUCAUUGGGGUGCCCACCUUCCAAUGACUUUUCGAAUCAGUAUCCAAUUGGUAAUAUUCCAAUGCCUCAGGCUGCUUCUGUUGGAUUAACAAGAAGCAAUUAUAUUUCCAAACCUUAUUCUUUUGCAGGCAACUCAGGCAAACUGCCCGGGCCCAUGCAGCCUCCAAAUGGAAUUGUUCCUGUUGUAUAGAAAGUCCUGCGUUGGAUUUUUGCUACGCAAAAUGUGUAUUUAGCCAUACACGAGAGUUAGGAUCCAUUUUUGAAAACCUAGAAAAGCAUGUCACUUCAAUUGUUCAUUCUAGCCUUUCUAAAUUACACUUUGAGACCUGGCCUCUGUUUAUAUUUUGAUGGAAAUAAAGUAAAUAUCUUUUAAUGGCUUUUGCUAGCAGGUCCGUUCGAGCGCUGCUUUAUGCAUUUCCCCCCCUUUAUGUGUUCUAGAUUCUAUUAUCCACCUGCUCCCCAUAGUAUAUCCAUUUAUUCUUUCUGUAUCUCAACCCACAUUGCAAGAUCUGGGGCUAGGUCUAAUUCUCCACUUUGAAAAAACUGAUAGAAAUACAAAGGAAAGGAUUGUAUGUAUAGUCCCCUAAGAGGCCAUUGAGGUAAGGAGUAUAAGAUUUGGCUAUUAGCUUUCAAGAUAUGUUGAUUGUAUUGCAGCUAAUGAAGGUUGGUAGGACUAUGACAUGGUGCUCCAGUUCAAUUAGAAAAUCAAGCAGGGUUUGCCAGAGCGGAGCCUGGAAAGUUGCCACCAGCAAAUUCCACUGAUUCUAGUGAAAGUGGCAAUUGACGAUGGUUUGAUAGCAACAGACUUGGACAGCCUCCUGUCUUUGUGCCGGGGUUAGUUAAAUGUCCCUAACUUUCAUUAACUUAAAUUGUUUUGUGGAAAUUUCCAGUAAGCGACAAGCAAAAAAAGAAAAAUCUGGAUUGUUGAUGUGGCUCGAUACAAGUGGGAAGCUAUUUGUUCUGAUAAAAGAAUGUCUUUUUUGGAGGUAAUCGAUUCUGUCGUUUGAUAAUGACAUACGCUGCAAUUGAUCGGGGGUUUCUUGCGAUUGUUCUUGGUUACAGUGAAAAUUGAGACGUGGGUCUCCCACGAUAGAACCAGUUGUUUUCAGUUUUGUCCAUAAAUCAGAAAUAUUCAAACACCACUUUAUCUUUUUUGGAACCAAGGGAAAAUUGGAAUUGUAGGUAAAAUGCAUUCGGAUAAAAAUUGUCAUUAUAUUAUGGAGUAUUGAGUUUUUGGUCAAUAGCUUUGUAAUCGCUUGAGGGGGGAGUGUUGCACUAAUAGUUUCGUUGAUCAUGGUUAAA
Molecule: messenger RNA, 2860 nt
Organism: Durio zibethinus
Lineage: Eukaryota; Viridiplantae; Streptophyta; Magnoliopsida; Malvales; Malvaceae
Cellular component (GO): SAGA complex
Source: RefSeq, a predicted model, not a curated record